CUAACAAACGGUACACUUCRCUGCUAAUACAGCAGUACACACAUCGAUCGUUCGGAUUGAGUGUACGCACGCUUUCUUCUUCCUUUCAUCUUCUCGGAUAAGGUUAACACUGCCAGACACGAAGCAGCCAUUUUUAGCAAGGAAUCUMUUCAUCCUCUUCUAUACCCGUAAAUAGGAAACAGCAUAAAAGUGAAAGGAAGAGUCCAUCGACGCCUCUUUCAUCGGCUUAUCUUUGAACCAAUCCACCCRUCGGCAAUCCUAAGCAACCUUCGAUAGGAUAACACACUCAUCGAAACAGUGAGAACCAAAAAAGCAAAACCGAAACCCAAACUAAAAUUGGCACCCAUUCAAUCCGUCCUCUUCGAAUAGACUUGUAUCGGCACACAAUCACUCUGAAAAAAAGAGAUCCAUCAAAACAAUCCGCAACCAUGUAUCACCGUCACUCCACUUCCUCCACYGGCUCCRYURGAUCGGGAGCUCCRCCACAGCACCACCAGCAGUCGUACCCAUUUCAGCGAGCGAGGAGCGCAGGAUCGAGACACGGUUCUCAAAUGAAUCCAAACUACGACAGCUACGUCAGCCACAACAACAACAACAACAACAACAAGUCGUACUCCUCUCUUCCAGAUACGGACCAGCACUACUACGGGGACCAUUCCAACAACAACGUUUCGUACGACUCCGGCUACGGCAACGACGACGACAAAUACAGCAAACGAGGCAACGGAAGUGCUUACACGAGCAUGUCCUCCCCGACAUUCAUUGUGUGGAGGAUCGUUCCCUUUCUAGUUCUGGUGCUGCUGCCCUGGAUCCCCAACCAGUUUGUGCGCAGCCAAGUCAAAUCCAAGCGGCUACACAUAGAGAGUCUCCUCCUGGAACAAAAACAACUCGUGGAAAACCUCGACCAGACCACCGCUCGAAUCAAUGAGCUGAAACGGGACGUAGAAAUCCUCCACAAGGACAACGAGCUGAGUUUUCAGGAACUCAAGCGCAACGGGAAAUCGCCCAGAAACCUGGCCGCCGGUGAGGAGGAUUUGGGGGACAGGGUCACCACUGCGGCGGAUAUGGAGAGCGAGGGGUACGAAACCAUGGAAGAGGAGGAAGAAAUCCUUGUCAGAAGAAUCGAUCGGUUGGAGAAAAGCAUUCAGAGCAGUGCCGUAAAGCGACUGACUGAAAAGUACGUGAAAAAUAUGCAGCGAAGUAGGACUGCAGCGGUGGCUUUGAUCGAACACACACAGAUCUAUAUUUUCCAUGAACGAGUUCAAACUGACCGAAUUGUUGUGUUUCUUCUCUCUCUCGUAGAUAUGGAAACGGGCAAUACCGUUUCAAAGUAAACGUUCGUGACCAGCGAGAUCGUCAAAGAUUUUUUGUCAUCGAAACAGCCAUGCUUGCAGAAAUGCCACACGCAAUCGAUCACUUUUUCCGAAUGAUAGAAAAUAAGUUGUGGGACGGAUUGCCUCUCAUUCACGAGCCGCAUUCUCUAAUCGUAUCGGCAACCCCCACGCUUACGGACGGAAGUCACGCUUGGGGCGGGCAACGUUUCGUUGAUGCCAAUAUUACACACAUGGCCUUCACCGAGCACUCACCRACGUACCCCCCUCCACACCAUCGGUUGUAUACAGUAGCGUUUUCGGGACGACCGGGUGGUCCGGGAUUCUACAUUAGCCUGGACAACGAACUCGAGUAUGCCCGAGAGCAAGAAUCCACCUUCGGGGUGGUAAUGGAAGGGAGGGACGUCUUGUACCAGUUUUUCCUCCAGAAGGACAUGGGCAUGAGAAAAAUCUUGACGAUCGAAAGCAUCGAAAUCCUUCCCACGAAGAGGCCAAAGGAGGAAGCAUCAUAAUAGCAAUGCUGCGUAUCACGCAACAUCGCAUUCCAUCUCACCAUGCCAUCACAUCACAAAAUACCCCCCCAAAUAAAACGUUCAAUUACAGCUAUGAGCGUCCAUCCGAAUCACACUGCGUACUACAUGCAACACAAAACGAACACAUGACCUAUUUAUGCGUACUAGUAGCUAGGAGCCUGAACUAGAAUUUUUCUUAAGACAAACUCAGUAGUAUUUAUCUUUCCAGCGAUGAAGCGGGUCGAUGGACGACCGAUAUCGCGUCAUAAUAAUUUCUGGUACAUGUAAUCAUUAUACUAUCUGGAGAUGCAAUUGGCCAAAUCCAAACACGAUGCAGARAAAAGACCGUGGUCAAUAUCGCGUCAUGAUAUUUUCUGUUASAUUAAUUGUGAUACUACCUAGAAUUGCAGUCAUAAUAAUAAUCAUGGAGAUAAUACUAUUUUUUCGAUUAGGCCGACCGAUUYAUGACACAUUCUGUUGYGCCGUUGUUGUCAUCCUGUCAUCUWGUACAUGUAGUAUUAUAUGAAAGUCAAAUGCAGUAUGUAAUUCUCCACUGAAACAAAAUUGUAUGUGCAGCACGCUUGCACAUWGUAGAGUUCGUGUGUAAGAUAUUUUCUGUUGGUUUGAGGCACUAAAACAACACAAAACAAGGCACAAGAAACGUUUUAACCCAUCAUAGAAAAAUGUUUGAGGGCCUCCGUGAUCGUGUGCAAAAGGUCUGUCAUACACGCGAGUGACAGAAAACUGGAGGAGGAGUUUCCUGUCWGCAAUGCAUCUUCGGGGUGGGCGAGUUUCCAUUUCUCCCAGUCGAACUGGGGAUCGAKCGAAUCCCGCCGUACCGUCUUCCAGUCGAUCCCAUCGAAGUCCAGCAAUCGCUUCCUCCCCUCGACCUUCCACUCGUAUUCSCCGAGCUGUGGSAGUGCGACUAGUUCUUCCAAUUCGGCUCUGUCUCURUUCCAGCUCGAUGCGUUCAUCAUGGACUGGAGGCGGCUUCCUUCCCCGUAYAAAGCCUUGUUGAUAAAGGUCAGGGUCCACUUGGGAUUAGGAUGUGACUUUCUGGUGAAUCUCAUUCCCUCCCUCAGCUCUCCCGCCACCAACACUCUCGCAAACCAACCCGCGAGACAGUUGUGGUGCACAUGGGUCUGAAUCCCCUUCGAGCCCAUGGCGGUGCCGUGUUUUAUAUUGACAUAGCUGCACGGUUUACGGGGGGCUGUGAUUUCUAUCAAAAGGGGGGAGAGCCCGCCUUCUAUCUCAAAGAUAUCACCGAUAGAAAGAUCAGAGGUCUGGCAACCGUUCACGAUCACCUGUUCUCCAAAGGUCGGCCAUUCCAURUAAUCAUAGCCUUCGUAACACCCCUUAAAGUCAUCGUUCGAUUUCAAGCGCUCGUAGUUUUCUUGGGACUGGAAAAGAAUAGCCCGAUCYUCCCGCACCACCUUUGCUUCCKCGUCUUCCUCGUGCCAAAAUUUUGUGCCAACGAGACCUACAACGGGUUCGAACAUUGCGGUUUCGUAGUCUUCGUCACUCWUGCCUCCGUCGCUAUGGGCCUCGUCGCUCUGAUCAUUAUCGCUUUCUUCUUGAUUUCUCGGGGAAUGAUUCCCGAUUGGCCUCGUUUUCAUUCUUCGACGACAGAGAACAAAUUCAGACUCGAGKUCCKCUUCUUCUUCUUCKWYUGGGGUGUAUCUCGUAUAGAGGCCUCGGACCGUAAAUCCGACAGAUUCACUGGCAACUGAGGAUGUCUCGGCUCCAACAUCCGGGCCGUUGGAUAGGCUGUCCUUUUCCGGCGUCUGAUCAAAGGACAAGGGGGAUGACACGCCCUUCUCUGGGAAAUGCACGGGGCUGUUUUCUGCAGAGUCCGAGGAGCUCGAAGAAUCAGAGCACAAUUCCAGAUCCGGAAGCGCCUCUCUGGAGGAUGCUGUUGUCGACAUGGUGCCGUUCGCUCGGUAAUGGAGGUCACGAUUCAAACGGGCUGCGUUUUUCACUUCUGUUAUUAGCUUUCUUCCAAAAGAAGACCUUUUGCUGUUGUUUCCUCGCAUUCGUCUCAAAAAGAGAGAAGUGACACCGAAUACAUUUAGAAUGCCUUU
Messenger RNA from Pseudo-nitzschia multistriata, 3924 nucleotides. Lineage: Eukaryota; Bacillariophyta; Bacillariophyceae; Bacillariales; Bacillariaceae. The record is from the annotation of a GenBank genome assembly.